Molecule: messenger RNA, 2143 nt
Organism: Phragmites australis (common reed)
Lineage: Eukaryota; Viridiplantae; Streptophyta; Magnoliopsida; Poales; Poaceae
Product: probable indole-3-pyruvate monooxygenase YUCCA9
Exons: 2
Coding region: 254-1513 (419 amino acids)
Molecular function (GO): flavin adenine dinucleotide binding; NADP binding; N,N-dimethylaniline monooxygenase activity
Source: RefSeq, a predicted model, not a curated record
CUUCACUUUCUCUCUCCUCAACUUCCUCUCUCCUUCACAUGCCGAGAGCUCAGCUCAGCUGCCCAGCAGUCACCUCCACCAUCCCUGACCUGAGCCACGGCUCCCUCCCUAUUUAAGCACCUCCAGCCCAACACCCCAAACCACCAACAUCUGCAACAACAGAGCAGCAACACAAACAGCUUCCUCUUCUUCCUCUCCUUCCUCAGCCAACCAAGAAACCAAGACAAGGAAACAAUUAAUCCAGCAGUCAACCAUGGUGCUUCUUCCCGCUGAUCGCAUGGACAGCCUCUUCUCCCCGCGCUGCGUGUGGGUGAACGGCCCCAUCAUCGUCGGCGCCGGUCCUUCGGGGCUGGCAGUGGCGGCGUGCCUGCGCGAGCAGGGCGUCCCCUACGUGGUGCUGGAGCGCGCCGACUGCAUCGCCUCGCUGUGGCAGAAGCGCACCUACGACCGCCUCAAGCUGCACCUGCCCAAGCAGUUCUGCGAGCUCCCGCGGAUGCCCUUCCCGGACCACUACCCGGAGUACCCCACCCGCCGCCAGUUCAUCGACUAUCUCGAGGACUACGCCGCCAAGUUCGAGAUCAAGCCGGAGUUCAACAGCACCGUGCUGUCGGCCCGCUACAACGAGACCUCCGGGCUCUGGCGCGUGCGCACCGCCGUCCCCGGUGCCGGGGAGGUGGAGUACAUCGGGAGCUGGCUCGUCGUCGCCACCGGCGAGAACGCCGAGAGCGUCGUCCCGGGCAUCCCGGGCCUUGACGGCUUCGCCGGUGAGGUCACCCACGUCAGCAACUACAAGUCCGGCGAGUCCUACCGCGGCAAGCGCGUGCUCGUGGUCGGCUGCGGAAACUCCGGUAUGGAGGUCUCCCUCGACCUCUGCGACCACGGCGCCCGCCCCGCCAUGGUGGUGCGCGACGCCGUGCACGUCCUCCCCCGCGAGGUGCUCGGCAAGUCCACUUUCGAGCUCGCCGUGCUCCUCAUGCGCUGGCUCCCGCUCUGGAUCGUCGACAAGAUCAUGGUCCUCCUCGCCUGGCUCGUCCUCGGCGACCUCGCCAAGCUCGGGCUCCGUCGCCCCGCCGCCGGCCCACUCGAGCUCAAGGAGACCCACGGCCGCACCCCGGUCCUUGACUACGGCGCGCUCGCACGCAUCCGCGCCGGUGACAUCGCCGUCGUCCCCGCCGUCAAACGCUUCGCCAAGAGCCAUGUCGAGCUCGCCGACGGCCGCGCACUCGACUUCGACGCCGUCGUCCUCGCCACCGGCUACCGCAGCAACGUGCCCCAAUGGCUCCAGGGCAAUGAUUUCUUCAACAAGGACGGAUACCCCAAGACCGCGUUCCCCCACGGGUGGAAGGGCCAGUCCGGCCUCUACGCCGUCGGCUUCACCCGGCGCGGGCUCUCCGGUGCCUCCGCCGACGCCGUGCGCAUCGCCAAGGACCUCGGCAACGUGUGGAAGGAGGAGACCAAGCCCAACAAGAGGGCCGGAGCCUGCCACAGGCGGUGCAUCUCCGUCGUCUUCUAAUCUGAUCCCAGCCAUGCAUUAGACUAUAAAACUAACUGAAGCACACACACAAAUUAACACACUUGUUAAUGGUGUUUUAGUAGUCAGUCAGUCAGUCCAAUCCCCUUGGUUAAUUUGUUGUUGAUUUGUUCUUUAAGUAGUAGCCAGUCAAAUCAAUGGAGUUGUUAAGUAGGUUAUACAUGAUCACAGAGAGUGACUAGUGUGAGGUAAAAGGAAAAAGGUGGAGCCCUCCCGUCAGUGGGGAAGUGAGUGAGCCCUAGGGGAUUUUUACCGCAGCUAAGGGCGCUAGCUUGGUAAAUAGCACCUGUUGAUGGAAGAAGAGGCUCUUGUCGUUGACCUUGUUUCUUUCUUUCUAUACACUUCAGUGUAGUGUACUACUACACUUUGUAGCACUAGUUUAAUUUAUGGUUUGGUUAGUGAAGAAGAGGCAGCACCUCUUGUUGUAAUCUUUUUGUAUUUACUUCUUCUCUUUGUAUGAAUGUCUUUCUUGUGUUUACAAAUAACCCCUCUCCCUCUCUCUCCACUUUGAAUUUAGUAUUCAUAAAAGGAAAGGGUUGGGUUCAUUUUCCUCUUUUGUUUAGGAUCUCUUAAAGAUUUUGUAUUUUCUCCUCCUUUAUCAGUAUAAAAUUG